This is a messenger RNA of Echinostoma caproni, 678 nucleotides long. NCBI's taxonomy places the organism in Eukaryota, Metazoa, Platyhelminthes, Trematoda, Plagiorchiida, Echinostomatidae. The record is from the annotation of a GenBank genome assembly.
AUGUCCAAUGAGUUGAACAACAUCAUCAGCCUGAAUUCCGACGGGGUUGAGGAAGGUGUGGCAAUUGGUGGUGACCGUUAUCCAGGCAGCACGUUUCUUGAUCACGUGCUUCGUUAUGAGGACAAUCCAGCGGUAAAAAUGAUUGUGAUUCUAGGAGAGGUUGGAGGCACAGAGGAGUACGCUGUGGCCGAGGCAGUGCGCUCCGGUCAGGUGCGUAAACCGGUGGUGGCCUGGUGUAUUGGUACCUGUGCACAACAACUGGCUCGAGCCACAGGGACUGAAGGGAUUCAGUUUGGUCACGCGGGAGCCUGUGCCAAUUCGGACAGGGAAACCGCUACAGCUAAGAACGCCGCCCUAGCUGCAGCAGGUAUUCACGUCCCCACCAGUUUCGAUGAUCUGGAUGUGCUGAUUCGCAAAAUCUACACGGACCUGGUCUCCUCCGGUAAAUUGAUCCCCAAACCCGAACGUAAACCACGUCCGGUCCCGAUUGAUUACGCAUGGGCCAAGGCUCGGGCACAAGACCAAUGUGCUUAUCCAUCCGGGUUCUUUGAAUGGGACAUAGAUAUUGCGCACCGCCGAUUUAAACUUCUUCCAGAGGCGAUGGUUUGUGCAACAAGGAAUUGGCCAAAUAAUCGUCGAAAGCAUCGUGGCUAUUCCAUGGCAUCGUCAAGAACCUAA